Fraxinus pennsylvanica is the source of this 2013-nucleotide messenger RNA. NCBI's taxonomy places the organism in Eukaryota, Viridiplantae, Streptophyta, Magnoliopsida, Lamiales, Oleaceae. The record is from the annotation of a GenBank genome assembly.
AUGGCGAGUAGAGUCAAGGAGGAUGAGAAAAAUGAAAAAAUUAUAAGGAAUCUGCUCAAGCUUCCGGAGAAUCGUAGGUGUAUCAACUGCAACAGUUUGGGUCCUCAAUAUGUGUGCCCUAAUUUUUCUACAUUUAUUUGCACAACCUGCAGUGGGAUACACCGAGAGUUCACUCAUAGGGUGAAGUCAGUAUCUAUGGCUAAAUUUACUCCACAAGAAGUUAGUGCCCUUCAAGGAGGGGGAAAUGCGAGUGCUAGAGAAAUUUAUUUGAAGGAAUGGGAUCCUCAACGCAAUUCUCUCCCUGAUGGCAGUAACAUAGAAAGACUGCGCAAUUUUAUAAAACACGUCUAUGUGGAUAGAAGAUAUACUGGCGAGAGGAGCUUUGAAAAGCCCCCAAGGGCAAAGAUGGGUGAAACUGAGGACUAUAAUGAAAAUCGGAGGAUAGAUACAUAUCAGGGUGGAUCUCGAAGUCCACCUUAUGAGGAUACUUAUGAGCGUCAUUACAGUGAUAGGCCUAGUUCUGGUGGAAGAAGUCCAGGAUAUGACCGAGACAAUCGACAGCGUGGUGAUUCCAAAAAGAGUCCUGCUCAAGCUGAAGUUGUUAAUGACUGGCGACGAGAGGAUAGAUUUGGAAAUGGAAGAAAAUCUGAAGACAGAAGUUCUGAUGGAGGCUCUAGGCUUGACAUUAGGUCACCUGAUCGUCAGAGAGAUCUCGACACACCCAGCCCUCCUGUGGUCCUUCCUAUUAGAGAGAUUUUGGGAGAGAAUGUAUCACCACUUCGGGUAGCUGAACCUCCAAAUGCCACUGGUGGCAGGACAGCUGAUGGUUCUAUCCAUACUCAGAGAAUUGCAUCCUCUAGUAGCUUGGCAUCCUCAAACAAGAAUCCAGCUGAAGUCAAAAUGGAAACAUCAUUAAUUGAUUUUGAUUCUGCUCCUGCACCGCCAGUAGCUGCAGCUGUGCUACAAACACAGCAAUUGGCUACAGAUACAUCUGCCAUGCAGCCAACAUCUAGUGGUGACAACUGGGCAAAUUUUGAUUCCGUGCCGGAUGUGAAAGUAGCUCAAGCAGCUUCAAACACCAAUUCAGUGCUAGAUGUUCUUUCGGAGUUGUCUAUUCCUGUGUCUGCUUCUGGUCCCUCUGCUGGAAGUCAUGCCUAUGGAGGUACUGCAUAUCCUGGUGUAGCAAUCAGCAACUCGGCCAUUGUCUCCCCUGCAGGGCCAGCACCGGUAUUACCAACUAGUGGAGGUAACUCAUUUGAAAAUGCUUCCACUGGAGGGAAGUGGCCUGUCAUACAACCUCAACAACCUUCGGUGUUCCCUGAAGUUGCUGGCCCGCCUAAUUCUCAGUCAGUUGGUGGACCUUCAAGCAAUCAGCCAUGGAAUUCCCUAGUUGCUGCAAAUGCCCACCGGCCUCCUGGUGUUGAUCCUCAAAUGUCUCAACUUGUUACAACUCCGGCCAUGCAAGCCUCUAUUGGAGUUGCAACACAAUCAUUUUCAGAAGUAAAGGCUAGUGGAAGAACAGAACUGCCUGCCGAUUUAUUUACAGCGAACUAUUCUUCUUUUGCACCUCCAGUUCCAGGAUGGCAUUCUGGUCCCUUUCAAGGCACCGGGUUUUCAGUGCAAUACAACAUGCCAAUGUUCCAGCAUGUAUCGAGACCGACAAAUCCUUUUGAUGUCCGAAAUGAACCUCCUCCUGUUCAAGCUGCAAUGUUUCCUUCAAUGGCAUCCUUACAAGGCGCAUUACCCAACAUUGCACCUACAUCAGAUCUGGGUACUUCGCGCCAUCUAUCAUCUAUUCCUACUCAGGCACCAUCUUAUGCAGCAGCUAUCCGUCCAAGUUCAUAUCUGGGCCAACAAGUGCCUGGCAACAUGCCAAUAAGACCACAAGGGUUACCUGGCUUCGGUCUUGAGGGGCCUGCUUUUGUAUACCCAAAUCACCACCUGACUGGAUUACAUCCAGCAUCUGCUUCUCCAAACAACUUCUCUUCAGCUAGGGGAAACCCAUUUGGCUAA